GAAGGUGGGGAGACAUCCUGCAGCAAACAUGUCAGGCUGUUUGGAGCGUUAUGGGAACAUACUGAAUGUUGACACAACUGGAGCUUCGGAGGCAACUGCGAAACCGGAAGGUCUGAGCUAUGCAGGAGUUCCUGCCUCGGAGAAGAUUGCAGAAAAAGAUUUGAAGAACAUGGAGAAAUACAAAGCCAAGAUUACAAAAGCUGGCAAUAGCAAGUGUGUUGAUCCAGCUGUGAUUGCUGGUAUUAUCUCUCGAGAGUCACAUGCUGGGACAGUGCUGAAGAACGGCUGGGGUGACCACGAAAAUGCAUUUGGUUUAAUGCAGGUUGACAAACGGUACCAUAAGAUUGUCGGGUCAUGGGACAGUGAAGAGCACUUAGAGCAAGGCACAGAGAUUUUAUGUGGGAUGGUAAGGGAAAUCCAGAAAAAAUUCCCAACAUGGACAAAGGAACAGCAGCUCAAAGGUGGGAUUUCAGCCUAUAAUGCAGGAGCUAACAAUGUCCAGAGCUAUGACAGGAUGGAUAUCGGCACAACACACAAUGACUACGCCAAUGAUGUGGUUGCAAGAGCCAAGUUUUAUAAGAGAAAUGGAUACUGAGAUACCCGAGUAA
Molecule: messenger RNA, 608 nt
Organism: Egretta garzetta (little egret)
Lineage: Eukaryota; Metazoa; Chordata; Aves; Pelecaniformes; Ardeidae
Product: lysozyme g
Exons: 5
Coding region: 29-595 (188 amino acids)
Biological process (GO): defense response to Gram-positive bacterium; peptidoglycan catabolic process
Cellular component (GO): extracellular region
Molecular function (GO): lysozyme activity
Source: RefSeq, a predicted model, not a curated record